CUCUGCCUCUGCCCCUGCUGCCCAUUGGCACAGCAGCGAGAGCAGGAGGACCACAAAGGGGAGGGCCAUGCGGGCCCCCCUCUCCCUCCAGCAGCAGAAGAUGUGUGCUCCUCUGAGUGGGAACUGUUUGAGAACGAGCUCCAAGCCUCAGAGCUAGAGCGGUCAGCUCUAAUUAUCAGGUGUUUUGAGCAGUUCCUGUCCCGACUGCACAGCGACAGGCCUCUCCAUCUGAAGUGCAGCCAGAGAAGGAGAAGAAGAACUCUUGUGGCUCUGUCAAGCGUGGAGGCCAGAGAGAGGGGGAGAGAAACAUGGACACGUGCGCCUGCGCUUUGGAGCUGCUGGGGAUGCUGGUCUACGUUGGAGCAUGGCUGUGCGCUUUAACCACCACUAUCUUACCGCAGUGGCUGACCAUGAGCACUGCGCUGCUGCCUGUGGAGAGCUACGAGCUGGGCCUGUGGGAGACCUGCGUGGUCCAGGACGUUGGAGGGAUGGAGUGUAGGGCUUAUGACAGCCUGCUGGGCCUUUCCACAGACCUCAAGCUGGCCCGCAUCCUCAUGUGUGCUGCCCUCGCUGUGGGCAUGCUGGGAAUUCUCGUGGGAAUACCUGGACUUGACUUGGUCCACAGCUGUAAAGAGGACAGCGGUCAACAAACCAAGAGGAUUUUAAUCAUCACGGGAGGGGUGCUCGGGAUGGUUUCUGGGGUUCUGUGUCUGAUUCCCGUGUCCUAUAUGGCACAUAUAGCAGUGAUGCAUUUCUUUGAUGACAAAGUGCCUGACGUGGUGCCUCGGUGGGAGUUUGGAGACGCUUUGUACUGCGGCUGGGCAGCAGGAUUUCUCCUCAUAGUUGCCGGCCUGAUCUUGAUCACCUCGUCCUCGUGCUCUCAGGUGGAGCCUCAGCCUGUGCUGCAGCGGCGGUACCAGGUGAUGGGCACAGGUGUAAAUUACAGGAAGCGCACAGAGUACGUUUAACAGAUGAUUUACCUGUGUAGAGACUGAAAUCACAACACAAUCACCUGUAGAUCUGCACGUCGGACCGCUUUACAGCAAUGAUGUAAACCACCAAGACAACAUACGAUGGUGACAUUUACACCUUGUUUCAGCCCUUUUACAUGAC
Messenger RNA from Pundamilia nyererei, 1113 nucleotides. RefSeq names its product claudin 33b (gene cldn33b). The coding region runs from base 309 to 968 and encodes 219 amino acids. The transcript has a single exon. Gene Ontology annotation, molecular function: structural molecule activity. The record is from RefSeq and is a predicted model, not a curated record. Lineage: Eukaryota; Metazoa; Chordata; Actinopteri; Cichliformes; Cichlidae. Gene Ontology annotation, cellular component: membrane; bicellular tight junction.